Molecule: messenger RNA, 4711 nt
Organism: Penaeus indicus
Lineage: Eukaryota; Metazoa; Arthropoda; Malacostraca; Decapoda; Penaeidae
Exons: 11
Coding region: 96-4331 (1411 amino acids)
Source: RefSeq, a predicted model, not a curated record
CUUAAGUCCUACAGAUGUCAUAUCGGUAGUCGAUGAGUGGAUGGAAAGCAGAAGGAUAAAGGGAUGUCUGCAGUCUGAUAUCUUGGAGAUUGAAGAUGUGGAUAGUAUCAGAAGAUGUAAAUCUUCUAAUAGCACAGACACAGGAAAUGCAAAAGGCCAUAGUCAUACCAGACUCAGAUGAAGGGAAUGCUUACAGUCCAAUUCCCAGUUGCUCAAAGAUGCCUGAUAAUCAGCAGGAUGUUCAUACCAAAGAUGGGAUUAUAGAGGAAAAUACAGAUACUACACCAGAAAAGGCUGGUGAAAGUGUAGCAGAUGAAGUGUCACCAAUUUUACCUUCAAGUUAUAGGAAACUUAUUAGACCCAAUUUGAAUCUUUAUUCAUCGACACCAAAACUAAAUGCAAAACGUCUGUUCAAGGUCACAACUCCAAACCUAACUAGAAUAGAACAAGAAUGUUCAUUGUCUAGUGAAGCUGAGAAUACAGAACCAUUACUAGGACAGAAAAGUACAACCAAAAGUAUUUUGCAGAAUAAAAAAUCUGAUGAUACUAUUAAUCCAAUAGCCUCGGUUGUUACAGAACCUACAGUAUUACUUAGUCAGAGAAGCAAAGUACGCUGCAAACUCAGUAAAUUCUCUGCACUAGAUAAGCCAGACAGUAAAAAUGUAUCAACGGACAGUAACCAAGAGCCGGUUUUCUUUUAUCAGGAUGGGUCCAGUUCUGACAAAAGUGUGAAAAGCAUUUACUCAAGAUCCAUAGAGGACUCUGAAAUUCCACAAACAUCCCACCAAGAUAGAAGAAUCGAAAUUGAUGAAAGUGUCAAAAUAAUUGAACAAUUCAAAGGCAGUGAUAGUGUCAAAGUUGAUGCAAACCUUAAGAAAAGCAAUAGCAGUAAAUGUAAUGAGAGUUUUCCAGCAAAUUGUGAAGACAGAUUAGUUUCUAAAAGUAGUCAGAAUGUAAACAGUGACAUGGAAGACAUAUCUGAAAAGCACAAAAAAUAUAAUAUUACAGAGGAAACCAAAGAUGCCUGUUCCUCUGCAGUAAAAGAUGUGUGUAGUGUUAACUUUGACCUUAGUUUUGAAGAUGACUUGUUUGCUGACUUUGAUAUGAAUGAAGUGAAUGAAGGCCCCAAAGAAGAGAAAUUUGAAUGUACCACUCCUAACGAUCCUUCAGUACCAAAGCAGACAAAGCAGUCCUUUGAACAGAAGGACAUAAAACCUUUUGAGAGAUCAAAGCAAAAUCUUCUAAGUGUCACACAAAUCAUUGACCUUGUUGAUGAGUCAGAUGAAGAAAGUGAUUUUGCCUCUAGUAAGAGUAUAUCUGAACUGGAAAAUGAUGGUGCUUCUAGGCAAGAAAGGCUCAGUUAUAGGUUCUUAGGCAGGAAUGGGAUAAGCAGUUCACGAGGAAGCAGGAGACUUUCUUGUUCCAAGUCUGAACCUUUGCUGCAAGAAAAAGAUGCUAAUGAUAUAUUAAAUAAGCCCAGCUUUACUUUAUGUGAUGACAUUCUACUUGAUAGGAAUGAAAACUGUGAAAAACUGCCAUCACUGAGUAAGACUUCAAGUCAGAGUGGAAGGAAUACUUCGUUCUUGACCGAAACAAGAAAAGCAUCACCUAUACAUCCCAUAAUUAAAGAAAAUUUAUCAUCAGAGAACCCGGAUGCCAGGCCCACAGUAGUAGAGCCCAACUUUUCUUUGCUUGACGAUGUUGAUUUUGAUGACAAUGAUUGGUCAGUAGUAGAAGAAGCAGAGGAAAAGUCUAAGAGUUUGGAUAACUGGGACUUGCCGGGGGGGAGCGGAGAUUUUGAACCCAUGUCCGAGUCGCUGCUGGCCGAUAUUGAGCUGAAUAAGAAGAUGGCCAAGGAAGAGAAAAAGAAGAAAAAGGAAGUGAGUUUCUCUCUCCACACUGAUGAUAACUCUAAGAACUCUCCAGUUGUAAUUGUGUCAGAUGACAAAUCGCCCGUUUCCAAAAAGAGAGAAUCGGCCAAGCUCAACACAAGUCUACUGGCGGGAACUCAGGAGGCAACGCAGGUGUGGCGAAGACAAAAGAGAAGACUCGGUCAGGUUGUGGAUUCGGACAGUGAGGACGACCUGACGAACGGCGGAAAUUCAGAAGGAGAAAGUCCCCGAGUAAGAAAGGCGAUGACUAGCUUGAGCUCAGCCAGUACAGAUUCAGAACGAAAGAGCUGGAAGGGUAAAAGUCUUAAAAACAACAAUCGAGACUCUACGGUUUCUAUAGAGGAUGACGAUUUUGAAGGUGAAGUGUCAGUUCUACGCCCAGGGCCUAAGUACAUUAAUCAGGCUGAAAAGAAAACAAAAAGACGUGAUAAGCUGAAAAACAACUUUAUUCAUAAUGAAGCAGAAUUAUCUGAAGAUGGAGAAGGGGUGUCCAGUGAUGAGUCAGAGGGAGAGCAUCUCGACAGAUAUGACGAGAGUUUUGUCGAUGAUUGCACACAGCUCUCCCAAGAUGCAGCAGUAGACAUGAGGGCUGUCUACCUGCAGUCGGUUGUCAGUCCAAAAUUAGCUAAUCGCGUGAAUCACCGUUCACAUCGUGCUCCUGUUGUUCUCUCUGACACAGAUGAACAGAGUGAAGAUUCUGAAGAGGAGGAAGAAGACAGCUUUGUGGUGGAUAACAACUUUGUGGAGUAUGACACGGAGUACAUGGGAGACACUAUGCUAGCUGAAGAUUCAAUUAUGAUUAAGGCAAUGCAUGAUCAUGCAAAUGCUAAGAAGAGGCAGAAAGAGGCAGGCAAAGGGAAGAACAAAAGAAAGAGAAUAAUUUUGAACAAUUCAUCAAGUGAUGAAGACAGCACAGCACAGCACAAGAAAAUGAAAAACAUCGACGGUUGCACAUUUAAUGCCAAGAAGAACAAUAUGAACAAUAGUUUCUCAAGAAAAGGAACUGAUUGCUCUGGAAAUUUAUCUGAACCAAAUAAGGGAAACUUCAAGGCAGUGGGAAUAGGAAAUCACAAUAAACUGAAAUCAGGGAAAGGAAACUCAAAAUUAGGUAGAGGUUUAGCAUCAAAUAUUGAAGAUGCACCAGCAGAGAGGACCAAGAUUGCAUCCUCUUUUAAGCCAAGCAGAGAAAGCAUAAUGCAAGAUUCCUCUUCUGCCGAUGAUGACUUCAAGCAAAUAAGUCGAGUGCAAGUACCUCUCAAGGACCGAGUCUUGGGGAAAAUAAAACAGGCGGAAAGUGCCAACAAACAGACAAAGGGCACGCAGAGAGUCAAGGAUAACAGUGCCAAUAAAAUGGAAGACUCUGUAGGUGCAUCAUUUAACUUGGGCUCUGAGGGAUUUGAUUUUGAAUUAGAAGAAGAGAUGUUAGCAAAACAAGAGACUAAAGGAUUCAGAGUGUCAGUAACACCCAGCAAAAUUUCACCUUCGUCAUCAUCAAUUCAAAUCGACUCAUAUAACUUGGCCAGAAUAUGUGGCUUCUCCUCUCCAAGGGAAAGGCCCUUGGCAUCUCGAAGUCUUUUGAAAAACUCGGAAGAAGCAAACGUAUCUGACGUGACAAAAACUUGGGGACAGGGAAGCUCAUCAACCACAGCCAGAGGGCAAGGGUCUUCCUCUUCAUCGGCAUCUGGAAGUCAGUCGAAGAACUCAGAAGCCAAAGCCAAAGAAGAAAACAGGUCUAUUGGAACAAAAGCUUCAGCGAGUGUACCACCCCUCCUUCUGGUGGACUCUCAGGAAAUUAGUAUUGCAGGUGGCAUUGCAUCCAAACUAAGACUGCAUAAGGAUGUUAAUAUAUCAGUGGUCCAGCUAGCACACGCUCAGUAUGUUACAUCAACGAGAAUGGGAGUCACCAGAUUGUUGUAUUCGACUUUUACCAGCAUUCAGCAGAGAGGGAAGUUAAUACAGAGGGUGCAAGGCAUGUUAAACAUCUAUGAACGUUCGGUGCUCAUUAUAGAAUCAGACCGUUUAAAGCCUGGGGAAUCUCCUCACAAUGCACACAGCACUCGCUCGAAAUACGUGGACACCAUAACAUGUGCUUGUACUCAUGUCGAGCGCUUCAAAGUCUUAUAUUCCAGAAAUCAAGAGGACACUUCCAAAAUAGUGUGGCAGCUUGUAGAACAAGAGAGAGAAAAGGGUUUUAGUAUUUUUGUGAUCCCAACUUUCUUAAUUCAGCAUCAGAAGAUUCUGAAUUUUUUCAAAUCCUUGCCUCGCAUCAGCUAUGCAUCAGCCAUCUAUUUGGCAUACAACUUCAAAACUAUUGUUGACUUUAUUAACAGUUCUGUUGCAACUAUCCAGGAGAAAGGGUGCAUGACGUAUGAAAAGGCCACAGAGAUAAAGCAAUACCUUUAUCGCAAGUUUAGGCCGGACAUGCUUCCUCCAUCCUGAUGCAUCUGUAUAGUCGAUAAUGUUGAACUGCAUAACUUUUUUUAUUUUACUCUAUUUAAUGACUUUUAGGUGGUUGAUUAUAUGUUUUAAAUGCAGCUGGGGUAUGAUCGUUGCAUGUUAUUUUUGUACUUGUAAUUAUGUAUGUGCCUAUUUUUUUUGGCAUAUUCAACAACAAGAAUAAAUAAAUGCCACAAAAGCUGUGAGAACAAUAUAUAUAUGUAUGCUUUAUUGUUAUUUUCUAGUAGGCAGUAGUCUAAUAUUUUUUUAAAUCUGUAAAUAUACAAAAAUAUCUGUGAUAGUUAUGUUAAAUAAAAAUUAUUGUGACAACUGAAACGUGAUUUUUUAAUUCAAACUUGAAAUAAAAGAUGAUUUUAAUGGAA